Messenger RNA from Aspergillus mulundensis, 1344 nucleotides. It is a transcript of the gene ssn3, whose product is annotated as cyclin-dependent serine/threonine protein kinase SSN3. Gene Ontology annotation, molecular function: ATP binding; cyclin-dependent protein serine/threonine kinase activity; RNA polymerase II CTD heptapeptide repeat kinase activity. The transcript is spliced from 3 exons. The record is from RefSeq and is a predicted model, not a curated record. The coding region runs from base 1 to 1344 and encodes 447 amino acids. Gene Ontology annotation, biological process: protein phosphorylation. Lineage: Eukaryota; Fungi; Ascomycota; Eurotiomycetes; Eurotiales; Aspergillaceae. Gene Ontology annotation, cellular component: mediator complex; nucleus.
AUGAGUCUCACCAACCCGCCUUCAUCAUCUGGUCCUCUCUCUGCUACCACCAGGCCUACUGCGGCCACCGUCAGCCAAAGUCUAUCUCUGAAAAGGAGUUUACAGGCUGCUGUUGAGGAAAACUCACGGAGACAAACUGGAACUGGAUACACCAGUAAGGUUCGUGUACGGGACAAAUACCACAUCGUCGGCUUCAUCAGCAGUGGUACUUAUGGCCGAGUGUACAAGGCGCUUGGUCGAAAUGGCCAGGGUGGAGAGUUCGCUAUCAAAAAAUUCAAGCCUGAUAAAGAAGGCGAUAUCAUUCAGUACACAGGCCUUUCGCAGUCUGCAAUCCGAGAAAUGGCGCUUUGUUCCGAGCUUGACCAUGCCAACGUAGUGCAACUCGCGGAGAUUAUCCUGGAAGACAAGUGCAUUUUUAUGGUAUUCGAAUACACUGAGCAUGACUUGCUCCAAAUUAUCCAUCACCACACUCAGCCACAGAGACACCCGAUCCCGGCAACUAUGGUGAGAUCGAUCUUAUUUCAGCUCCUUAACGGUUUGCUGUACCUUCAUACAAACUGGGUUCUGCACCGAGACCUGAAACCAGCCAAUAUUCUGGUGACAUCAAGUGGUGCGAUCCGCAUUGGUGAUCUAGGGCUUGCAAGGCUUUUCUACAAGCCACUAAAUUCACUCUUCUCCGGCGACAAGGUCGUCGUGACCAUUUGGUAUCGCGCUCCAGAAUUGCUGAUGGGUAGUCGGCAUUAUACCCCCGCUGUGGAUCUAUGGGCUGUUGGGUGCAUCUUUGCGGAACUGCUCUCCCUUCGUCCAAUCUUCAAAGGAGAAGAAGCCAAGAUGGAUAGCAAGAAGACGGUCCCAUUUCAGCGCAACCAAAUGAUGAAGAUAAUUGAUAUCAUGGGUUUACCGAAUAAAGAAAACUGGCCCGGCAUCGUCCACAUGCCAGAAUUCAACCAGCUUCAGUCCUUGGCAAUGUCACGCGCCCCGAACCAUAUCAGCCGAACCUCGAACCUGGGAAGCUGGUACCAGAAUUGUUUGAAGAAUGGCGGGUACUCACCCGCGUCCAGCGUCGGCACGCCCGGCGACGACGGCUUCGAUCUCCUAUCGCGCUUGCUCGAUUACGACCCCACUACUCGAAUCACAGCACAAGAGGCCUUGGAACACCCCUACUUCAAGAACGGCGGUCCGAUCUCGGCCAACUGUUUUGAAGGAUUCGAGGGCAAAUAUCCACACCGGCGUAUCACCCAUGAUGACAAUGAUAUAAGGACCGGAAGCCUUCCAGGCACCAAGCGGAGUGGCCUACCCGAUGAUAGCUUGAUGGGUCGGGCGGCGAAACGCCUGAAGGAAUGA